This is a messenger RNA of Triticum dicoccoides, 582 nucleotides long. RefSeq names its product putative cysteine-rich receptor-like protein kinase 20. The record is from RefSeq and is a predicted model, not a curated record. Gene Ontology annotation, molecular function: ATP binding; protein kinase activity. Gene Ontology annotation, biological process: protein phosphorylation. The transcript has 4 exons. Bases 1 to 582 code for a protein of 193 amino acids. Lineage: Eukaryota; Viridiplantae; Streptophyta; Magnoliopsida; Poales; Poaceae.
AUGUGCAUUAAGCUUUUCAGGUUUUCUAAUAUAAGGGAACAACUGUACUAUCAAGAGGGGGUCCGUAUUGGAACUGUUUAUAUGGGGAUUGCGCCAGACGGGCAAACAAUUGCGGUGAAGAAACUUGCCGAAAAUACACCAAUCACGUGUGACAAAGUAUUCACUAACGAGGUUCAGAGUAUUAUGGCUCUGCAACUGCAUCAUGAAAAUGUAGUAAAGUUGGAGGGCUACUGCCAUGAAGCCCAAAAGAAAGUGGUGCAGAACAAUGGAAGAUAUAUUGUUGCAGACAUUGUUGAAAGUUUACUCUGCUACGAGUACUUGCCGCAGGGGAACCUUCAGAAGAAUCUUUUUGAAGUAUCCAAUGAUGGAAUGGACUGGGACACACGCUUCAAAAUCAUCAAGGGGAUCUACCAAGGUUUAGCCUUCCUACACAGCAUUAACAUUGUCCAUAUGGAUCUUAAACCUGAGAACAUAUUGCUGGAUGAUAAGAUGAUCCCGAAAAUUGCGGAUUUCGGUCUCUCGAGACUCUUCGGCCAAGAACAAACACGAAUGAAAACACAAAAUGUUGUUGGAUCGUAUUAA